AUGGAAAGUACAGUAGAAAUGGCUGAUACAGUGCUUGUGAAGUCGUCUCUCUGCUCGAUGUGGUGGUCACUGCGCUGGAUCUGCUUUUCAUUGCCUUCGAUCAAUCGUGUGUGGGCGAGCUACGUGUGGGCGUUCCGUUAUGAUCGUCAUGAGAUCUCGCCUACGUCAGGUGUGGUGUACCCGGAAGACUUCAUCAUCACACUAAUAUCCGCUAGUGUUGCGAUGGCUUUCUCGUCUGUGUUGGUAACGAUUCUGUCGGUGGUGCUGUAA
This is a messenger RNA of Peronospora matthiolae, 270 nucleotides long. Lineage: Eukaryota; Oomycota; Peronosporomycetes; Peronosporales; Peronosporaceae. The record is from the annotation of a GenBank genome assembly.